Messenger RNA from Macadamia integrifolia, 2860 nucleotides. Its product is annotated as F-box protein At2g16365-like. The record is from RefSeq and is a predicted model, not a curated record. The transcript is spliced from 4 exons. Bases 1656 to 2699 code for a protein of 347 amino acids. Lineage: Eukaryota; Viridiplantae; Streptophyta; Magnoliopsida; Proteales; Proteaceae. Gene Ontology annotation, biological process: regulation of photomorphogenesis.
CGAGAAUGAUUACGUGGCCGAAGUGGAGCUUCGGCUUUAGAGGCCUCGUUCGCUUUUUCUUUACCUCUCAUCUCUUGCCUAACAAAGCAAGGAACCGCCAUUCUGCCAAACCCUUCUCCCUAUAGCCUAUGGCCACAUAUCUCCUACUUCUUUAUGUAAUAUUACACCUUUCUACCAGACACUGUAACUGCCUUUAGCAGCAGUAGGCAAGAAGUAUAAACCCACACUCCUUCCUUCUCUUUCUGUGCGGACUCUGUUCUUCUUCUUCUUCUUCUUCUCAGAGACCCUAUUUCUCUAUCUUUCUUUCUGUUAUAUGGAUCGCUCGAGCUACUGAUUGCGACUGUAGUGGUGGUUGCGUGUGUCCUGUGGAACUACUUCUCACUCUCAGAAUUGUUGCUUUCAGAGACGCAGCUGGGCAACAUUUCUCAAAAGGGAUUAACCAAUAAGCGGAGCCUUUUGUUCUCAAUCAAUUUGAGAUCUUCCAAUUUAAGAUGUCGAACUGUGAUGACACUGACACCAAACCUGAGGAAUCUAUGCAUGCUCAUCAUUCCCUGUGGAUGGCUCACUGGGGCCGAACAAGCUGUGAGUCAUCAGGGGCUUAUAACCAUCCAUUUGAUGAUGAGAAAAAGAAAGAUGGUCAUGAUUAUAAGCAGCAAUCCGUGCUGGUUCAAGCUGAUGAGUCCAGGAAGGACACUGGAUUGGAUGUAGUAAAUGGCAGCCCAAGUAACUUUUCUAAGCAUGGUAGUGCAUGGAGAUGCCCGGGGGGCUUGUGGAUGGAAUCUGAUGGUCACCAUUCUGCCAAAGUUGGAGCAGUAACUGAAACUGAAAGAGUUAAAAUGAGAAAUGAGGCAUUGUCAAUGAAGUCAUUAAACUACAGCAAUGUCAGAAAAUGGCAAUCCUUUCCAAUGUCAAACUUUGAUGAAAGGAAAAAGAGUAUUUUGACUUCCAAGAAGGACUUAUCUUUCAAUGGAAGACAUCAACCAAUAUCUCAGAUUGAUGACAGGUCUGAAUUUGGUACUAAUUCUGUGCGUGAGAAUGACGCUCACCUUUCUUCGAGAGUUCUUGCAUCAGCAGCUCCAACUGGAGUAAAAUUAUUGAGAGCAUGCCAUCCUGCUGAAGGUGUGUCACAAAGGUCAGGAGAUCUGGUGAAACCUUAUGAAUCUCCAGAGAAGAAAAACUUCCCUGUUUCAAGGACUUUGCAGGACAACCAUACAGCCUCAGUUUCCAAUUUUCUGCUGUAUGGGUUUGAGACCCGAGGAUUAUCGCUACAGUCUUCUGAGGGCAGACGCAUGGAAAAUAAUCCUCUACCAUCGAAUGAAUGUAUCACAAAGUCCAAUUUUGCCACUAGAGACCAUGCUUAUUCUACAUUUUUAGUUCCUGAUGGCCUACCCCUGGAGGAGAAUUGUGAGAGUCAACAACUAUGAGAUCCUUCAACCAGUGAAGUGAGAUUCCCAAUUUUUAUUGGCAAACAGGGUAAAAGAUGUCCCUUUCCUGGUUCUGAGUUUUUACCAGGCCACAGCUGCCCUCCAGCAGUCACCAAAUCAGAAGAGUUGAAUUAUGGUAGUCAUUCACUGAGAAGAUGCACAACUGUGCAUUCUGCGGAUGCCCUGCCUGGAAGUCCUACAAAGAUUUCUCAGACAAAUCAUCAUUUGCUCAUGAUUAAAAAACCAGAUGUUAACUUGUCGGAGAACAGAGAAUCAAAAGUAUCAACAAAACUCAAAGGAAAUGCAUUUUAUGAAUUGCUGACCUUGCCACCUGAUUUUCGUCUUGGUACUAACCUAGGAACUAAGCUGCAAUCUCGAAGGAACUCUGGAACAACUGAAGUAACAGGUAAUGUAUGGAAUGCUAAGCCAGGUUCAGAAGGUUUAAAGAAUGAAUUAUCGGCAGAAACUGAUGCCAUGGAUGUUGGUGUUUGUCAGGAAAGCAACUUGCUUCCAGGCGAAGCUUCUUAUCCGUCAGAAAAGGAUGUAUGCCAAAAAAAUGCAGAACCUCAAGCAACAAUGGCUUCCCUGAAAAAUAAGGGGAAAACAGUAGUGGCUGAUUUACCUGAUAUGAACCAAGAGUCGCCUGCAUCUGCUGAAGGAGGUGAUAUGGAUGGCAGGAGGUUGAACUCUUCAAGAACUGAGAGUUUGGAGGUGGAGCACCUCCUUUACCUCCCUAAGCAGCCUGAUAAUUCAACCUUCAGUCCUCAUCGAGACAGCCACCAAUGCCUCGAGCCAGACAGAAGAUGGGUCAAGAGUCUCAAGCUAAAUGCCUCAAAUCUUCCCCAUGGUACCAAGUAUUUGAAAAUGGGUAAUGCAUCCACAAGUGGAAAAGCAAAUAAGUUGUUCGGCAUAGUUAUGAAUCCCAGCACCUCAAAGGACAUGAUAGUUAAAAAUUUUGGAAAGGGAAAGAUGGACAAUAAGACGAUGAUGUUAUCAAGGAAUGCAAAAUCCCCUUCUAUUGGUUCUGUGGAGGAAUGUUCAGAUCUUACGUACUCUUGGGUUCAGAGAUGGUGCCAUAAUAAGGCAGUUGCAGAACUGGUGAAGCCAGGUGUAAAUCUGGUCAGUGAGCCUCAAAGCUCCAAGUCAGCUUUAUAUGAAUGUGGAAAGAAGCCAUUUCCAAGCGUUGGUGCGAUGGCAUUAAUGGGGAAGGCUAUGAAUGGUUUCCGGCCAUGUGAGUUCAGGAGAAGAGGUUCAUUUGUAGUUUGGAAUAAUUAGGGGUUCUGAAUUCAGUCUUGAGUUGUAAAUAAUGUAAUGGUAGAUGCGAUAGUUUGUUGAGUAGGUGAGGAAAAAAACCUGAAAAAGUGUAACUAUAUCAACAGUUGUUUUCUCCUUUGAGCCACCAUCAGGAAGGAACAAAGUACUCUCUUAUUUCUGUA